AUGGUCACGUUCUAUGGCUCUUCACUACUGAAUAGCUCCGUGCCUCCUGGAGAACCCCUGGAAAUUAAAGGUGCCAAGAAGCCUGGCCUUGUUACCAAAAGUGGACUUGUUCUUUUUGGUAACGAUGGAAAAGCACUGAUGGUGAGAAAUCUACAGUUUGAAGAUGGGAAAAUGAUUCCUGCCUCUCAGUACUUUUCAGUGGGUGAGACCUCAGUGGUAGAACUUACAGCCGAAGAGAUGAAGGUGGCGGAGACCAUCAAGGUCAUCUGGGCUGGAAUUUUAAGCAACAUUCCUGUUAUUGAAGACUCAACAGACUUCUUUAAAUCUGGAGCAAGCUCAAUGGAUGUUGUCAGGCUGGUUGAAGAGAUCAGACAGAAAUGUGGUGGGCUUCAGUUACAGAAUGAAGAUGUCUAUAUGGCCACCAAGUUUGAAGACUUCAUCCAAAAAGUCGUGAGGAAACUCAGAGGAGAAGAUCAGGAAGAAGAGCUAGUAGUGGAUUAUGUUUCCAAGGAGGUCAAUGAAAUGACAGUAAAUAUGCCAUAUCAGUGUUUCAUAAAUGGACAGUUCACAGAUGCUGAAGAUGGAAAGACUUACGACACUAUCAACCCAACAGACGGCUCUACAAUAUGCAAAGUAUCCUAUGCUUCUUUGGUGGAUGUUGAUAAAGCAGUAGCAGCAGCCAAAGAUGCCUUUGAAAAUGGUGAAUGGGGAAGAAUGAAUGCAAGAGAAAGAGGAAGAUUGAUGUACAGACUUGCAGACCUACUGGAAGAGAACCAAGAAGAGCUGGCAACCAUUGAAGCCCUCGAUUCUGGCGCAGUCUACACCUUGGCUCUCAAGACUCACAUUGGAAUGUCUGUGCAAACAUUCAGAUAUUUUGCUGGCUGGUGCGACAAAAUUCAGGGUUCUACCAUCCCUAUCAACCAGGCCCGUCCAAAUCGCAACCUGACCUUCACCAAGAAGGAGCCACUUGGUGUCUGUGCCAUUAUCAUCCCCUGGAAUUACCCGCUGAUGAUGCUGGCGUGGAAGAGUGCCGCCUGUCUCGCAGCAGGCAACACCUUAGUGCUCAAGCCAGCGCAGGUCACGCCCUUGACUGCUUUGAAGUUUGCAGAGCUCUCUGUUAAGGCUGGCUUUCCCAAGGGGGUAAUCAACAUCAUUCCGGGCUCAGGUGGCGUGGCAGGACAACGCCUCUCUGAACAUCCUGACAUCCGCAAACUUGGUUUCACUGGUUCCACUCCUAUUGGCAAACAGAUCAUGAGGAGUGCUGCGAGCAACUUAAAGAAAGUUUCUCUUGAACUU
Messenger RNA from Myotis lucifugus (little brown bat), 1296 nucleotides. Its product is annotated as mitochondrial 10-formyltetrahydrofolate dehydrogenase. Lineage: Eukaryota; Metazoa; Chordata; Mammalia; Chiroptera; Vespertilionidae. The annotation marks the transcript as partial. Gene Ontology annotation, molecular function: aldehyde dehydrogenase (NAD+) activity; formyltetrahydrofolate dehydrogenase activity. The transcript has 12 exons. The record is from RefSeq and is a predicted model, not a curated record. Gene Ontology annotation, biological process: biosynthetic process.